AUGCUGCCAUCGCGUAUCAACAACCCGGUUGCCAUCCCAUGCUGCCAUCCCACGCAUCACAGCACGAUUUCAGGGGGCGGGGGGUUGUCAGGGGCAGCAUCGACUCGGCACACCAGCUCAGCGUUGACAGCUGCUGCCAGCAAUGCCAGUGCCCUCAACGCCACAGAACCAUCUUCAUCGCCAGCACAGCCAGCUGCCACAGUGGCGGCCUUCUCCUCGUCGGGCCCGCUGGUGUGGCCGUGGUACCGGGUGCGCCCGCCCUUCCCCACCAACUCGCUGCUCAAGCCCGACCUCCUCGCCCCGGCCGUCAACCUCUGGUCUGCCGCCCCCGCCACCACCAUUGGCGCCCCAGGAGACCGCAUCAACCGCACCGGCACGUACCUGGCGGCGCCACUCGUAACGGGCAUUGCGGCCGUGCUGGUGCAGCUGCGCCCCUCAUGGUCGCCCGCACAGGUGAUGUCGGCGCUCAUGACCUCCGCACGCACCACCACGGCGGGCGGUGCGCCCAUGCGCACGGCGGCGGGCAGGAAGGCGACGCCGUGGCAGAUGGGGUGCGGGGUGGUGCAGGCGGCGGGCGUGGCGGACCCCGGGCUCACCUUCGACGCCAGCGAGCGCCAUUUCCGCAACUUCCUGGCGGGGCAGAGCUGGUUCCGCGCGCACAGGCUGUUCCCUGCCGCCUCUCUCGCCCGCCUGCCCCCGCGCAACCUGAACCGGCCGUCCAUCGCACUGGGGCGCGCCAAGGGCGUCACCAUCAUCCUGCGCACCGUCACCAGCGUGGCGACCGUGCCGUCCACUUACACCGCCACCGUGGUCAACCCCUGGGGCGUGCUGCUCACGGUGACGCCCCGACGGUUUACAAUCGCGCCGGGCGAGAGUGUGACGUACAAGGUGGUGGUGCGUGUGGUGAGCAAGUCGUUGAGGUUCUUCUAUGGCAGCAUCACGUGGCGAGACGAGGUGGGCCAUGUGGUGCGCUCGCCCGUGGUGGUGCAGCCGCAGCGCCUGCUCAAGUGGUGCAUCGGGUGCACCAAAGGUGGCGUCAUCAACUGGCCUCGUGGCCCGCCCUAG
This is a messenger RNA of Closterium sp. Yama58-4, 1065 nucleotides long. The record is from the annotation of a GenBank genome assembly. NCBI's taxonomy places the organism in Eukaryota, Viridiplantae, Streptophyta, Zygnematophyceae, Desmidiales, Closteriaceae.